AAAACUUGGUGUGAAUAUUAUGUUAGUAGAGGCCACCUCGAGUUAUAGGCCUAGACUUUAAAAUCGUACAAUCAAAGAUGGCAACAUGCUCGCGGGAGCAGCUGUAUAAUCGAAAAACAUUUGUUUCUGAAGUAGCACUGUAUCAACUACAACGCGUAAUUAGGCCUGAUUUUACGGACAGGUGGUGCUCCCUGUACAAUAAGCAAAAUGAUUCAUCUGUUUCAAGGGAAACCUCCGAAGAAAUGAUUACAUGAAGCAAAUCAACGGGCUCAACUGGAUUCCGAUCUGAUGGUGACAAGGAACAGUUAGAACGCAGAGGGUGCAAAUUUGCGGGGAACAGACACGCACAUUCUGCAGAGCUAAAUUUCGACGACAUCAAAUCUGAUAAAUCUAUAAAGAAACACGAAUUUUAACGAGUACAAAUGGGCCACUAAAUUGUACGCUCGCCAGAACGUCUAAAACACAGAAAUACGUUUUCAGAACCUGAAAUUAUUUAGCGGUAUUCAUUUGUUCUAACCAGAAUCGCGUUCCAGGUAAUUUAUAUUUGAUAACGCCUAAGAAACAAAGAGCCUUCCUCACAAAGGUUUUUGUGUGUCUCUAACUAAGGAUUAACAUAGACGGUAUCGCCUUGUUCAUGCGGCAACUUCUACUCCCCUGUACCGCGGACAGUCUAGACGAUCCUCAUCAGGGAGAAAUAGUCUAUCUGUUUGCUUCUGGGUUGCGCAUGCGUGUGAAGAGAUAAUGACGCCAUGCGGGACAAGGUUAGGUUCUCUGCGGCACUGCUCUGUAAAAAUUAACUUCCAGGAGUUAACAGAGGCCUGGAGAGGACCCCGUAGCUAACUCACGUAGCUUCAACCCAUUACAGGAAACAGAACUCGCAACUCCUUCAUAGUUAAAGAAAGUGCAAUGGUACAAUUAUUUUGCUCCCAGUACCAUGGUUCGCAUCACUCGCCCACUCACUAUUUGCAGCAGGAAAUUCUUUCAAAAGUCGAUUGUACACUCUGCUCGUCAAAGAAUUGCCCACUUUCUUUGUGGAACUCGACGGUUCAUCGCUGUGUUUACAAAAGCCCGCCGCCGCACUCUAUCCUGAGCCAGCUGAAUCCAGUUCGCUCCAUCGAUUCCUACCGCCCUAAAGCCCAUCUUACCUCGGAAGUUCAACAACCGAAUCUUCCAGCUCUUGUGGUAUUACUUCCUGGUUCCAAAUCGGGACCAGAAGCUUGUGUGUCUCUGAGUGCAGUGUGCUACCACCUGCAUGGACUAGUUUCGCCGGAAUUGAGUCGACGCCUGGAGGUUUAUAACAUUUUAAUUUCCCAAUUUUGCAUUUUCAACUUCGCUAAGUCUCGGUUCCUGGACGAAGGGCUCUGCUGUAUGCACUUCAGGCUCGUCAAAUCGAUCAGGGAUUAAAAUUAGAUUUGCUAUUAGAAUCAAAAACGGCGAGCCCAAUGGAAAAAAAAAGACAAUGGACAGAAGAUGAAAUGAAACUUGCUAUAGAUAAGGUUAGGAAUAAGGAGACGUC
Molecule: messenger RNA, 1516 nt
Organism: Zootermopsis nevadensis
Lineage: Eukaryota; Metazoa; Arthropoda; Insecta; Blattodea; Termopsidae
Source: RefSeq, a predicted model, not a curated record